AUGGUCUUUGAAACACAAGCGUCUGAAAUUCUCUUCAUUGUACUUUGGUUUGUUCAAUUCUUUCUCAUGAUUGCUUGUUCCUUUGUACUCGUUCUCUUCCGAAACAAAACACAAUCCAUCAGAGCCAGAGCUCCAGUGCUUUCCGUAUUGUCUUCGAUCGGAGCUGGUGUCUAUAUGGCAGCCUACACACUUUCAUAUAGCGUUCCUGGAACACCUUGUCAAAUGAUUGUCUUGUUGGCAAAUGUGAGUUUUUUCGCCAUGUUUGCACCUUUGCUAUUGAGAGCUUGGAGAAUUUACUUUAUCUAUCAUUGGAAUUUCAAACUCAUGAAAAAACAACAAGAAGCCUCCCUUGAACGAAAGAAGGAACGAGCUCUCAGCAAAAAGAGUAAGAACAAAGAUAGCAAUCCUGUCACAAGUGUUGCUCUCGAUAGUAACACCACUAUGGUCGAUGAAUCCACAAUUGUGUCCACUAAUGAAAAACAAUACAAGUCGAAUCCAUCCACACAACAACAACCACAACAAUCAACAACAACUCAACCAGUGAAUAGAAGUUGGCGUAAUGACAUGUCUGAUGUGCAUACACAAAAUGAUCAAAUGUCUGUCAUUGAUGUCGAAGAUGUUCCUACCUUAUUGGAUGCUACUGAGGUUUCUGAAAUGAUGAGAAAGAGAAAGGCAGAACAAACAAGUAAUGUCAACAAGAGAAGAGCAGAAGAAUCAAAUUUGGUCAAGUUCUUUGUGGUCAUGCUGGUGGUCGUGGUAGUCGUCUUGUUACCAGUGAGUUUGACCUAUCCUAAAAUGUGUCCUCAUGAUUUCUUGUGUCAAAUCAAUGAGAGAGAAACGAAUAGUCCAUACAUGAGUUAUAUUUUGUAUCCAAGAUUAGUGGUGCCUCUAUUCUUCCUCGUAGAUAUCAUGUUGUUGGUGGAAGUCAUCAUGUUGAAAGAUGUGAAUGACUCUUAUUCCCUCAAUACUGAAAUUAGAGUGACCACUGUGAUUGUACUCAUUGGAUCCAUUGCCUAUGCAACCGUUUCCUUCACCAAUUUAUCCUUUGCUUUUAUUGUUUUGACUCUCCUUUGGGUUCAAGCUGUGCAUGUCACUUGUUCGUAUUUCCCUGUCCUUUUGCUCGUUUAUACCUCUCUGAAACGAAAUACUGACAACUCUGCUGAAUUGGCCAAUAUGGAAAUGCCAAAUAAUAUUGACAAAAUUUUGGAAAAUGAUGUCACAAGAGAGUUAUUCAAGAGACAUCUCCUGAAUGCAUUGUGUGGUGAAACAAUGCUUUUCUAUGAAGAAGUGAUGGCCUAUAAGAAAUGUAAUGCAAUGGAUCGUUCUCAAAAAGCUCCAAAUAUUAUUGAAAACUACAUUAAGGAUGAUGCUUUAAAUGAAAUUAAUAUUGCUGGUAAAGUCAAGAAGAGAAUUAUUCAAAGAUACAAUCAAAUUACCUACGAGGAUGAAGUUCCUGUUGAUUUGUUUGAUGUUGCCAUUGAAAAGUUGAAAUUGGUCCUCCAUGAAAAUGGUACUUAUCAGAGCUUUUUGGAGAGUCAAGAAUUUAAAAACUAUGUAAAGAAAAUUAAGACUUCUAACAAGCUGAAGGCGAUCGAAGUUGCUGGAGGAAUUUAA
Naegleria fowleri is the source of this 1614-nucleotide messenger RNA. RefSeq lists its product as uncharacterized. The transcript has 2 exons. NCBI's taxonomy places the organism in Eukaryota, Heterolobosea, Eutetramitea, Acrasida, Naegleriidae. Gene Ontology annotation, cellular component: membrane. Gene Ontology annotation, molecular function: G protein-coupled receptor activity. Bases 1 to 1614 code for a protein of 537 amino acids. The record is from RefSeq and is a predicted model, not a curated record. Gene Ontology annotation, biological process: G protein-coupled receptor signaling pathway.